Solanum pennellii is the source of this 1176-nucleotide messenger RNA. RefSeq names its product WUSCHEL-related homeobox 3-like. Gene Ontology annotation, molecular function: DNA-binding transcription factor activity; DNA binding. Bases 30 to 680 code for a protein of 216 amino acids. The record is from RefSeq and is a predicted model, not a curated record. Lineage: Eukaryota; Viridiplantae; Streptophyta; Magnoliopsida; Solanales; Solanaceae. Gene Ontology annotation, biological process: plant organ development. The transcript is spliced from 2 exons.
UAAUCAUCAAAAAAAAAUAAAAAUACAAUAUGCAAGUUUUGAAAAGAGAAAAAAUGGGAAGGCCAACAAGAUGGAGUCCAACACCAGAACAACUUAUGUUCUUAGAAGAAAUGUAUAGAAAAGGUUUAAGAAAUCCAAAUGCUACACAAAUACAAAGUAUUACUUGUCAUUUGUCUUCAUUUGGGAAAAUUGAAGGGAAAAAUGUGUUUUAUUGGUUUCAAAAUCAUAAAGCUAGGGAUAGACAAAAACUUAAGAAAAAACUUCUUGCACAAAUGAAUCAACAACAAAUAUUAGCUCAAUAUCCUAUUGAUGCUCAUAGUACAACUACUACUACUAACUCCAAUAACAAUACCCUAUUUCAUUGCCCUACUACUGAUCAGUACCAAAUAUGUCCUUUGACAUCUACUACUGCCCUUCUUCAAGAGGGUGGAAUCAAAGAAGCAUCAUCUCAAGUAAUGACUUAUCUAUAUCCAAUGGAUCUCUCAAAACCAGCUGAUCAAAAUAUGGAAAAUUGCAUGAUAAGACCCUAUGGAAAAGAUUGGAUCGUGAUGAUGAAUAUUAAUCCAAAUAAUUCACCAUAUUGUCUUAAUCGACCCCUCAAAACCCUACCACUUUUUCCUAUAACAACAACCGAUGACCUCAAAGACCAAACAACAUCUUCCACUAGUUUAAGUCUUUGAGAACAUAUCGUCAGUAUAAAUAAUUUUUUACACCAUCAGAUUAUAUCCCAAUGAUAUAUACUAUCUGUGAUGACAGAUAAAAAUGAUUUCAUGGUGUAAAUUUUAUUUAUAUUGACGAUAUAUAUUGUGUGAACUAUAGAUUUAUUAUAAUAGUAACUUUGCAUGAGCUCUAUGCGUAGUAUUAGUACUAUCUUAUUUUUAUUUCUUUGUACCAAUAGAAUUCUUUGCUUCACACAGAAAAAGAAAAAAGGAAAAAAAAUUGGCAUAGGAUAUAGUAUCUAGUUUUACUGUUUGAGUGUGUACCUUGUAAAGACAGUUGAAUAUUAUUAGAGUGUUGUCUUAAUUGAUGGUUUCUGUUAAAAAUUUUGGGUAGUUACUAGUAGAGGAAAUAUCUGAAUUGUCUAAUUCCAUGUGUAAAGUCAUUUUCCAUGAUGAGCUACUUGUGGUACUAGUAGUUCUAGUUAAAGAGCAGUAAGUAGUUGUCACUUUUUCUUUA